CGAAUCUACACAGAGAUGUAAAGGAUAAAGUCGCUCAUGUCACGGCCAUACAACCUCCUUGUGACAUCCAUUGUCACUGUUCUCGCCAUCUUCAUCGGCCUCCAAUUCCAAUCGCCCGACAGUCUCCUUAUGCGGUUCAUCACUCCAUACAGCGCGUCGAUUCUGCCCCAAGCACGCCGAGCUUUCGCGCCAAUCGCCUCGACAUUCAGCACAUUCCCGCCGACCAUGUCAUCGUCAACCAGCAACCGCGACGCAGAGAACGCUGUAGAUGGCCAGCCUCUCGGUCUCCCUUCGCCGCCUAGUAAAGAGGAGGAAGCAGCAAUGAAGUUGGAUAUGUCGAGUGGCUCCGACACGAUCAAGCUCGAUCAUCUGGGUCCGCUAGUAGUGAACAAGGACGGCUCUCUAUCGAGAAUUAGCAAUUGGGAGCAGAUGACUGCGCAAGAGAAGAAGAGCACUUUGAAGAUUCUAGGGAAGAGAAAUCAGUUAAGAACGGAUGCUCUCAAGGAGAGCGAAGACACAAUAGUUUGAAGGGUAUAGCAUUCGCCUCUUGAUAGGAGGCAUCCUCAAUCUACGUUAUACGUC
Sphaerulina musiva SO2202 is the source of this 582-nucleotide messenger RNA. RefSeq lists its product as uncharacterized. Bases 37 to 528 code for a protein of 163 amino acids. The transcript has a single exon. Lineage: Eukaryota; Fungi; Ascomycota; Dothideomycetes; Mycosphaerellales; Mycosphaerellaceae. The record is from RefSeq and is a predicted model, not a curated record.